AUGUGUAAUGUACCGCCAAAGUUUUAUCAUUUGUGUCGAUUGUGUUUAUCUCAUGAUAAGGAUAAUGCUUUAUUUAUCUUUGAUAAGAUGGUCAUGGAAAAAAAUAUCCUAAAGAAGAUCAUGACGUGUCUGUCAAUUCUGGUGACUGAAGAGGAUGAACUGCCUCAUGUAAUAUGUUUAAAUUGUUCAGAACAGAUAGAAUAUCUCUACAAAUUCAGCGAAUUGGCCAAAAAAAACUGAAGAUAUUUUACAUCAGUUUUUAGUUUACACCAAGCAAUUAAAAGGGACUGAUGAGGAGAAAAUCCGUCAAUCAGAAAAACUUUUAGAAAACCUAACUUCUUCCAUUCACUCAUUGCCGCAAGAUUUUAAAAUAGAAAUUAAAAACGAACCAGAAGAUAUGUCGCCAGUACAAGAACCAUUCAAUCCAACUCAAUGCGACGUGGAAAAGUCUGUUCCCAAAUCGGAAAAUGUAUUCCCAUUACAAGUUACGUCUAUGGAUUUGACUAAAGAUCGUCCUGAUAUACCAAAACCGGAACCCAUAAUAAAAGUAUUACCAACGAGCAAAUUACAUUAUAAUACAUAUGAUGGUAGUAGCACUUCCGAAGAUCAACUGAGAAUUUUAAAUCAAGAACCAUCGUCGAUUUUAAAUCAAGAUUUUACGCAUUAUGUUAAAAGCGAUUCUUUAAGCGUUGAACAUUUUACCCCAACUGAACCAACAGAUCUUUCAAAUAAGAAAAUGGAAACGUUAACGUGUGUGCCUGAAAUUAAUUAUAUUAAAGAAGAAGCGGACGCCGUUUCUCUUUCAAGUAUUAGUUCUGAUCCUGAUCGUUUAGAGGUUGAUAUUUCUCAGGUAACUGAAGAACAUAGUGAUUCCACUACACACAGCGCGGCAUCUCCGACAUCAGAAUCCAGUCCAAACCAAACUGAAACUAAUCCAUCACUUUGGCAAACUCUAUCUCAAAACGGUUAUAAUCCAUCAUUAAGUGGAGAGGCCAGUCAGUUACUAAGAAAAUUGAUAACCUGUCGAAAAUUGGGCAUGACAAUAACACCUACGCCGCCUCACGUUUUAAACUACAGUUUAUUUGACGAAACGCAGAAAUCUGUAGAAAGUUUAAAUGCUGAGAAAAAUUCAGGUAGACGAAAGCAAAAUUUUCCAUCUAAAGCAACUGUUCAAACGGAGCCUAGUCCAAUGGAACAAGAUGGCGGCGAAGAAGACGAAUACAUACCAGAUUUCACUGGAAAUAAUCCCUGGUGUAAUUUGGUUAAAUCAAGGAGCGGAGCAGCAGCAAAACGGGUUGACUUACAUUGUACAAACUGCGGUACACAAACAACAACGAUUUGGAGGAGAAACUUGAGAGGGGAAAUGGUGUGUAACGCAUGUGGCCUUUAUUUUAAACUGCACGGAAUUGACAGACCAGUCACAAUGAGAAGGGAUACAAUUCACACAAGACGUCGAAGGCCGAAAGCUAUGGAAAAAGAUGUUCAUAAAAGUACAGAUCCUAUUCCAGGUUCCAAAGAAAGGAACGCUCAUAACAACAACAACAAUAAUAAUAAUACAGAGACUUCAGACACCGAUGACAUGUUGAGUGCUUUAAGGCGUCAGUUACAACCCCACCUAAUAAUGGCACUUCAGGGACAUCGAAAUUCUAUACCAAGAUUGCCUACACGUACAUACACUAAGGUUCCACCUCCACAAAAAUGUUUACCAACAGAAGAGUUUAUUGGUGGAUCAGCACGAGGGCCCGAAUCUGAUGAAGAAAGUAUAGCAGAUCUACCAUUAAAUCUUGUUUCCACACAUAUGACUGAGGGGGAAUUUAUUUAA
Molecule: messenger RNA, 1822 nt
Organism: Psylliodes chrysocephalus
Lineage: Eukaryota; Metazoa; Arthropoda; Insecta; Coleoptera; Chrysomelidae
Source: the annotation of a GenBank genome assembly